CUACUGUGGCCCAUCUCCAGGUCCUCCUCUUGCAGCCUGUGCAAGCUUCUUAACCAGGACUCAAGACUCUUACCUGCUCACUCACCACCCUCCCUCACCAACCAUGGCCACCUUCGUGGAGCUCAGUACCAAAGUCAAGAUGCCCAUCAUCGGCCUGGGCACCGGGAUGUCUCCCCCAGACCAAGCCAAAGAAGCUGUGAAGGUGGCCAUUGAUGCAGGGUAUCGCCACAUCGACUGUGCUCCCGUCUAUCAGAAUCAGAGUAAGGUGGGGGAAGCCAUCCAAGAGAAGAUCCAAGAGAAGGCUGUGAGGCGGGAGGACCUCUUCAUCGUCAGCAAGUCUCAAGGCUCAGCGCUGCCCUCUUUGCAGUUGUGGCCCACCUUCUUUGAGAGAGCCCUCGUGAAGGAAGCCUGUCGGAGGACCCUCGAGGACCUGAAGCUGAGCUACCUGGACCUCUAUCUGAUUCACUGGCCGCAGGGAUUACAGCCUGGGGAGGACUUGUUCCCCAAAGAUGACAAAGGCAAUAUUGUUGGCGGUAAAACAACAUUCUUGGAUGCCUGGGAGGCCCUGGAGGAGCUGGUGGACGAGGGGCUGGUGAAAGCCCUUGGCAUCUCCAAUUUCAACCACUUCCAGAUCGAAAGGCUCUUGAACAAACCCGGACUGAAAUAUAAACCAGUGACUAACCAGGUCGAGUGUCACCCAUUCCUUACACAGGAGAAACUGAUCCAGUACUGCCACUCCAAGGGCAUCACUGUCACGGCCUACGGCCCCCUGGGCUCUCCAGACAGACCUUGGACCAACCCAGGUUUCCCUCCUCCACUGGAGGAUCCCAAGAUUAAAGCAAUUGCUGCAAAGCACAAGAAAACCACAGCUCAGGUUCUGAUCCGGUUCAAUAUCCAGAGAAAUGUGGUUGUGAUCUCGAGGUCUGUGACACCAACACACAUUGUUGAGAACUUUCAGGUCUUUGACUUUACACUGAAUGAGGAGGAGAUGGUGACCUUACUCAGCUUCAGCAGAAAGUGGAGGGUCUACCGCUGGAGCAUGGUUUCUCAUUUGGAGGAUUUUCCCUUCAAUGAAGAAUAUUGAAGCUGAGUGUCCUGAUGGAAUUACCCAGUGGUUUUUCUCUCUACAAUGAAGUGUUACUCUCUCCACCUGAGCUGCCUUUUAGCCAAGCUUGUCUGAAAUCACACGGAGCCUGGCCCUGUUGUAGGCCAGAAUCCAGGCAGUGUUGUAUCUAGAUGCACAUGUUCAACUAGGAGAAGAUUAUCACAGAAAAGCGUGGCUCAGAUAAGGAAAUGACAAUUGGUUUUCACUUAUUUGAUCUGAACAAAUGGUUGUCAAACACCAGAAACUGUGGUAACAAUGAGGAUGCAAGGAAUCAAAUGAAUAAAACAUAAUAACAGUAACA
Microcebus murinus (gray mouse lemur) is the source of this 1406-nucleotide messenger RNA. RefSeq names its product aldo-keto reductase family 1 member B10-like. The record is from RefSeq and is a predicted model, not a curated record. NCBI's taxonomy places the organism in Eukaryota, Metazoa, Chordata, Mammalia, Primates, Cheirogaleidae. Gene Ontology annotation, molecular function: oxidoreductase activity.